This is a messenger RNA of Populus euphratica (Euphrates poplar), 387 nucleotides long. RefSeq lists its product as uncharacterized. The record is from RefSeq and is a predicted model, not a curated record. The transcript has a single exon. Gene Ontology annotation, biological process: regulation of DNA endoreduplication. Gene Ontology annotation, cellular component: nucleus. Lineage: Eukaryota; Viridiplantae; Streptophyta; Magnoliopsida; Malpighiales; Salicaceae. Bases 1 to 387 code for a protein of 128 amino acids.
AUGGCUCCAAAUGGUAGAAAAAGAACAGGAGCAAAAACAACAAGAAGAACCCAGUAUAAGAAGCGGGUUAUGAAGCCCAAGAGCAUUAAAGAAGCUUCAAUAAUUGAGGAUUUGCCUUCUAACUCUUCCACCACCACCACCACAAGCUGCAAUGGUUGUUCAAAGAUUGAUGGCUUAGAUUUUGAGGGUGUUGAUAUCUCUGCAAGUGCAUGCUCUACUCCAAAAGCUGAGAGGUUUCGGAUACCAGAGAUUCAAACAUGUCCACCUGCACCGAGGAAGGAAAGGAUAAUAUCAAAUUGCUCUUUGCAAAGGAGACCGAUUGCUUUCUUUGCUCCUCCGGAUUUGGAGCUCUUCUUCUUCUAUGCAAUUCACGAUGUAUCAGUUUGA